Messenger RNA from Phymastichus coffea, 873 nucleotides. RefSeq lists its product as uncharacterized. NCBI's taxonomy places the organism in Eukaryota, Metazoa, Arthropoda, Insecta, Hymenoptera, Eulophidae. The record is from RefSeq and is a predicted model, not a curated record. Gene Ontology annotation, molecular function: catalytic activity. The transcript has a single exon. The coding region runs from base 1 to 873 and encodes 290 amino acids.
AUGACGGCGGUGUGGGUACGCGGAAACGAAGCGAUGCGAGUCUCGGCAAGCGGGUCCGGGCCGGACUAUGUUUGGGUGAGGGUGAGCACUGUCGUUAUCGUCAGUGUAUACCUGUCACCGAACUAUUCCGCCUUGGAGUAUGCCAACAGACUCGUAGAUAUCGAAGACGCCGUGAGAGAUAUACCUGGAAAUACGAUCGCGGCAGGCUAUUUUAACGCGCGGGCUAUUGAGUGGGGUAUGCCCACGACAAACAGACGCGGACAACUGCUACUAGAGCUGGCCGCGAGGCUGGAACUAGUAGUAGUGAACGAGGGAAAGACGGCGACAUUUAGACGACCGCGGUGGGGUCAAUCUAUACCACACGUGACCUUGGCCACAGACAGACUACUGACGCGAAUAAGAGGAUGGAAAGUGAUCGAGGAAUAUACAGCCAGUGAUCACCAAUACAUCAUCUUUGAAGUAACAAACGAAAAUACGACUAGACAAAGAGGUAACGUGUUACCCCCUCUACGAUGGGACACGAAACACCUGGACAGAAAAGAACUCGACAGACUACUGCAAAACGCAGAGCUUUUUCCGGAAACCACUCGAAGUGGUACGGACCGUGACUCGACGGAGAAGUUAGCUGAGGAGGCGGAAAAAUACCUCUGUCACCUAUGCGACGCUACGAUGCCGAAAAAACGAUACGGACGCGAUCGGCGACAGAUGUACUGGUGGACGCAAGAAAUUGCAGAUAUCAGACGCGAAUGUCACCGGCGACGUAGACAGGCACAAAGACAAAGAAACAGGCAUGACGAAAAAGCCUCAGAGGCAUACAAACUUGCCAGAAAAAGGCUGAGACAAACUAUAACGGACAGUAAACGACAAUGCUAG